CAGUACGUUGAUGUCGAGUGAGCUGAUGAAACCUUUGUUUUGAGCGUGUUUCUGAAGGUGUGUAUUGAUCAGACUGGACUUCGAUCAGAUGUUGUUGGGGUCAAUAUUCCAGAUUGAGUUGAACAGAACACACAGACCCGCUGCACUCAUUCUCUGAGCUCCGUCUCUACACACAUCAGAGAUGUUCAGGUGUUUAAUGUCACUGCUGUUGGUGGUCUCGGGUGGGUGUGUGAGCGGGCGGCAUGCAGGUGGACGGUUCGAGCGCAGCAUCAACAGGCCGUACCGCUCGCUGCUGCAGGUUCAUAACGGCAUGCGCUGGGGCACGUGGGGGCUGAAGGACAUGUGUCCGGCGGGGAUGUACGCCGCAGGCUUCAGUCUGAAGGUUGCAGGUUUGUGGGAGUCUCUGCUGGUCGGUGAUAACACGGCUCUCAAUGCGAUCCGUCUUCACUGUAUCGACCCUUCCAAGGGUUCAUCGGGCCCGUAUGAAGACUACGCCUCGGUUCAGUCUGACGCCGGGAGCUGGGGUCAAUGGACAGAUGUUAAAUGGUGCUCAAAGGGAUUUCUGACAUCUUUUCAGCUGAGAGUUGAACCCUAUCAAGGGGGCUGGGACGACACGGCAGCGAACAACAUCAGGUUUAACUGCAGUGGGAACACAGAAGUGCUGCAGGGAUCCGGAAGGUUGUGGGGCGUCUGGGGCGACUGGAGCAACUCGUGCGAGGGAAGAGGAAUCUGUGGGAUUGAGACGAUGGUGGAGUCGCCGCAGGGGGUUGGAGACGACACGGCUCUCAAUGAUGCACAGUUUUACUGCUGCGAUUAGACCACAAACUGGUCAAUGUUGUCACGAGAAACCAGCGGGAGAGAACUUUCUUCAAAUCAGAUUUUUAGGAUGGAUAAAUUACUUUUGUCAAAUCAAGAUUUCUCCUUCACGUCUCAUUUAUAUGUAAUAGACAUGAAAACAGCAACAGACAUUCAAUACCAAUACGAUAAUGGCACAUGACAGAAGUUCAUUUACUUUUGUAGUCAACUUACCCAUCAGUCAUCAGUUUUUUUUUAUUCUGUAGUAAAUGCACAUUAAAAUAAAGAUAAGGAUAAAUAUCAAAGUGUUAUAAAGAUCUUAAACAAUCCAACAGUUUCAAUAGUAUGUAUAUCUGUAGCAUCUGUGCAUUACUACAGAAAAUCAAAUUCAUUUGAUCAGAAUAAAAGGUUGAGAAUCUAAAACUGGA
Messenger RNA from Triplophysa dalaica, 1223 nucleotides. RefSeq names its product vitelline membrane outer layer protein 1-like. Lineage: Eukaryota; Metazoa; Chordata; Actinopteri; Cypriniformes; Nemacheilidae. Bases 182 to 817 code for a protein of 211 amino acids. The record is from RefSeq and is a predicted model, not a curated record. The transcript is spliced from 4 exons.